Molecule: messenger RNA, 3249 nt
Organism: Psylliodes chrysocephalus
Lineage: Eukaryota; Metazoa; Arthropoda; Insecta; Coleoptera; Chrysomelidae
Source: the annotation of a GenBank genome assembly
AAAACGUAUUUUGAGGUUAUUGAAAUAGUGCACGGUGUUUCGUUUGUAUGUAAACAUUGAAGAAUAUUUAAUAUUAUUUACUGGAUAAUACAUACGCAAAAUAAUAUAUUUAUAUUGUGGCAUAUAUAAUAGAAUAUUUAAAAAUUUAAUUUAAAAUCUGUAGGUACACUAAAAUAGAGACUGUAAGAUAAUUUGUAAGCUUCAGUUUUUGAAUUAUGGAUGCAGAUUUAUAUGACGAAUUUGGUAAUUAUAUUGGCCCUGAAUUAGAUAGCGAUGAUGAUGAAGAAGAAACUCAGGAACAGGAAGAUGAAGAUGAACAACAGGAAUAUGAUGAUGAACAAAUGGAAGAUGAAUCACAGCCUAUGGCUAUAGUUUUACAUGAAGAUAAACAGUAUUAUCCAUCAGCUCUGCAAGUCUAUGGACCUGAUGUUGAAACUAUAGUCCAAGAGGAGGACGCACAGGCUUUAGAUGUUCCUUUAAUAGAACCUGUUAAAAAGAAAAAGUUUCAGUUGAAAGAACAAGAUUUGCCAGAUACAGUUUACAGUAUGGAGUUUUUGGCAGAUAUGAUGGAUAAUACUUCUCUUAUAAGAAACGUUGCUCUAGUAGGACACCUUCAUCACGGCAAAACAUCAUUUGUUGAUUGUUUGAUAAGACAAACUCAUCCAAUAUACCAGGAUAAUGAAGAAAAGAAUCUUAGAUAUACAGAUAUUCUUUUUACAGAACAAGAAAGAGGUUGUUCAAUUAAAUCUAUUCCAGUUACUUUAUUACUUCAGGAUAUAAAAAAUAAAAGUUAUCUCAUGAAUAUAUUUGAUACUCCAGGUCAUGUAAAUUUUUCUGAUGAAGUAACAGCUGCAAUGAGACUGUGCGAUGGAGUUGUUCUAUUUGUAGAUGCUGCUGAAGGUGUAAUGUUAAAUACCGAAAGGCUUUUGAAGCAUGCCGUCCAAGAACAAUUGCAGAUUACCAUUUGCAUAAACAAAAUAGAUCGUCUUGUUAUGGAACUCAAGUUGCCUCCUCAAGAUGCUUACUAUAAGUUGAGGCACAUUGUUGAAGAAAUCAAUGGUCUUUUAACGUUAUACUCCGAUGAUGCUAAUCCCCAUAUAGUGUCACCUGUCUUGGGCAAUGUCUGUUUCGCCAGUUCACAGUAUGGCAUAUGCUUUACUUUGAAAUCUUUUGCUAACAUUUAUAAUUUGUACUAUGGAGAUGUAAAUAUUGAUGAAUUUUCCAAGAGAUUAUGGGGGGAUAUUUAUUUCAAUAGUAAGACGAGAAAGUUUACAAAGAAAGCCCCUCACAAUUCUGCUCAGCGAAGUUUUGUUGAGUUCAUUUUAGAACCUUUGUAUAAGAUAUUUGCGCAAGUGUUAGGUGAUGUAGAUAGUACAUUACCAGAAGUAUUAGAGGAACUGGGAAUAAAGUUGACCAAAAAUGAAAUGAAAUUAAAUAUAAGACCGCUAUUAAGACUCGUAUGUGGGAAGUUUUUGGGAGAUUUCAGUGGCUUUGUUAAUAUGUGCGUAGAACAUAUAAAAUCUCCUUUAGAUAAUGCAACGAAUAAAGCUAAUCAUAUUUACACUGGACCCAACACAACCAAAGUAUAUGAUGAUAUGGUAAAUUGUGAUCAAGAAGGAAUCUUAAUGGUACACAGUACUAAAAUGUAUCCAACUGAAGACUGCACAUUUUUCCAAGUUCUUGGCAGAGUAUUGAGUGGGACCUUACAUGCCGGCACUGACGUGAAAAUUUUAGGAGAAAAUUACACUGUACAAGAUGAAGAAGAUUCUAGAAUUUUGACUAUAGGAAGAUUGUGGAUAUAUGAAUCUAGAUACAAAGUCGAACUAAACAGGGUACCUGCAGGUAACUGGGUACUAAUCGAAGGUAUUGACCAAUCGAUUGUUAAAACUGCCACAAUUACUGACAUAACUGCAACAGAAGAAUUGUAUAUAUUUAGACCACUUAAAUUCAAUACCCAGAGUAUAAUUAAAAUAGCUGUAGAACCAGUUAAUCCAUCAGAACUUCCUAAAAUGUUGGACGGACUCCGAAAAGUUAAUAAAUCUUAUCCAUUAUUGACAACAAGAGUAGAAGAAAGUGGCGAGCACGUUGUGUUAGGAACAGGAGAGUUAUACUUGGAUUGUGUUAUGCAUGAUCUAAGAAAAAUGUAUUCCGAAAUUGAUAUUAAAGUUGCAGAUCCUGUAGUAGCUUUUUGCGAAACCGUAGUAGAAACAUCAAGUUUAAAAUGUUUUGCAGAAACUCCCAACAAGAAGAAUAAGCUAACGAUGAUAGCUGAACCUUUAGAAAAAGGACUAGCUGAAGAUAUAGAAAAUGAAAACGUACAAAUUGGUUGGAAUAAAAAGAAAUUGGGAGAGUUUUUCCAGACAAAGUAUGAUUGGGAUUUGCUGGCUGCAAGAAGUAUUUGGGCAUUUGGACCUGACACUACAGGACCCAACAUUCUUGUAGACGACACUCUUCCGUCUGAAGUCGAUAAAGGACUUCUCAGUUCUGUAAAAGAUUCGAUUGUGCAAGGUUUUCAAUGGGGAACAAGAGAGGGUCCUCUUUGCGAAGAACCAAUUCGGAAUACUAAAUUUAAGAUUCUCGAUGCUGUCAUAGCGAAUGAACCAUUACACAGAGGUGGAGGACAAAUUAUUCCUACAGCUAGAAGAGUAGUAUACUCUGCCUUCCUCAUGGCUACUCCUAGAUUGAUGGAACCUUAUUUGUUCGUCGAGGUACAAGCACCUGCUGAUUGUGUGUCAGCUGUUUAUACUGUUUUGGCUAAACGACGUGGUCAUGUUACUCAAGAUGCACCUGUACCUGGUUCUCCUCUCUACACAAUCAAAGCCUUUAUUCCUGCGAUUGACAGUUUUGGAUUCGAAACUGACUUAAGGACACAUACGCAGGGUCAAGCUUUCUGUUUGUCGGUAUUUCAUCAUUGGCAGAUCGUUCCUGGUGAUCCUUUGGACAAAACCAUUGUGAUCAGACCUCUUGAACCACAACCUGCCACCCACUUGGCUAGAGAAUUCAUGAUAAAAACGAGAAGGAGGAAGGGUCUUAGUCAGGACGUAUCGAUCAACAAAUUCUUCGACGAUCCUAUGUUGUUGGAGUUGGCCAGACAGGAUGUUAUGUUGAAUUAUCCUCUUUUGUAAAUAAUUUAAAAUUAAUUUUAAAUAAAAAUAGAACUUCUUUGUUAUAUAACAAAUUAGCGGUUUUUAUUUGAAAUUUUUCUGUAUAUAAGAAAAAGAAGCUGUAUUGCAAUAGUUGGAAACAUGA